GUUUUAGUUUUCGCUUUGCUUCAACUGGCCAACGCGCAACACAGUAAGUAUCUCCUAGAUUUCACUUGUGUCAUUAUUGUUAUUAUAAUCAUAACUAUAACUAAAUUGUCAAUUCUGGUUGGCUAUCAACUGCCCUGAUUUCAGCCUUCAUUACAUUCACUUUGAAAUCCCUGGCGAUCCGUGAAAUCUGAUUGGCUCUCAGCAGUGUGAUUUAUUCCCAAAUCGCACCAUUAUUUGCUCUAAAUCGCAUCGUUUUCCCAGCCAAUGAAAAAGGAACACUCAAACAGCACAACGAAACAUAUUUCAAAUCUUGUUCAAAGUAACAAAUCAAAUUGCAGCCAAAAUGGUUGUAAUAAAGUAGUAAUUGAACUGCGUGUCCUGCAAUUUUGGCCUGAAAUCAUACUUGUGAUUUCAAUUCGAACUCGCGCUGUGCGCUCGUUCAAUUUUGAAAUCACGCGUAUGUUUUCAGACCUAAUUUCACCACUCCACUCACUUCAAUGACCAUUGUUAAUUGGACAGUUUAAUAAGACAGUAAGCGUCAUGCCUUAGUAAUUGGACAGUACGCGCCAACACGCACGCUCUUAAAUAGCUUUUUUUCUUCACUGAUAGCAAAAGAAAAAAAAAUCUUGGAAUUUCUUGUGUAUUGAUUUAAAAAAAGAAACUAUUCUAUCACAAAGAUUGUUUAAGUUAAGUUCAAUGAGAUUGUGAGGGUAGCCUCUAGGACGAACGCUUGUGGGUUAACUGAGUAGUUUGUUGUAAUACUGUAAGGUCCUCACCUUUCAUGAGACCUUCCUGAUCUUUUCUGGAGCUAAAAAGUCAAGCGCGAACUUUCUCAAGGUCCAAAGUGCACUUCCCAGAUCUGGAAGUCUGCUGUGAUUGGUCUCCGUUUUUUUUUCGCUCAAGUCAGCAGACGUUCGUGGGGCAGGAACGCGUGAUGAAUCCCCUAAGAACGUCUUCGUGGGAGGCUAUUGAAAGACGGGUGAAACAACGAGUUUGAACAUUCUUUUUGGUUACUUAAUCAACAUAAUAUUAAUACUUCGGCAAGGUCAUUGAAAGGGGAUUUAAAAAAUAUUUUAUUAGAAUUAAUGUAACAGCAAUGCGGUACUCACAGUUGCUUUAGUGCUCAGUCUCCUGAAAGAUCCUCCGAUAUUGAUUUUGGCCCCCAAUAGAUUUUGUUACAACUUUUUCAUGGACUUCCUCUAAAAAGUAUUUCAACUAUGAAACUAGAUCGACGAAUCAUUUUUCUUUGUAAGAAAUUUUUGGCGCAAAUUCUUUUGUUAGUAUGUAUGUGCAACUGACUUGGAAUUUCACUUGUCAUAGUUUGCUCCGGACAAAAGAGUCACUCUAAUGCAAGGCAUUGCAAUCCAAACCGGGUAUUUUGUAGUUACUCUCGUACCAUACUUCACUACUUUAAAUAGCUUUUUCUUCUAUAAGAGAUCUUGGAGGGCAGGUAGUACAUCUUAUGCACAUGCAUUUACAUUUUCACUUUUUUUUUUCUUAGGGAUUAUCGAAACGUCAAGUUUCUCUUAUAUCGUUAAUUUUUGUUUAAAAUUUAAUUAUUGAUUAAAGCAUUACAAAAAGAAACGUUUUCAAUGACGACAGUUUUUGAACUUUUUUUAUCUUAAUUAUUUCUUUGAAAAUCGGUAAGGAGAUAUGUAAGUAUCGGGAAUGUAUUUAAAAGGUUCACUAAUUCCAGGUUCCCGCGUACCAGAUUCCUCAACUUCCAAAAACCGUCAACAAACAUGGCGGAUGCGGUAAAUUUGAGUCUCUCUCCUCCACCACUUUGUCUCUCUUCUUCAUUAGUGUAAAACCAUGAUAUGACCACCUUGACAAUGGCGGUUGCAAAAUUUCAUCCUUAAGCACAGAACAAUUUUAGACUGGCAUAUCCUCGAUAAUAUGGCUUUGGAUUAUGACAAUCGUUCUCGAAGAAACAUAACCGAGAAAGGAAAGUCUUAUGUUUCACAUCUGAUCGAAACGUACGAGCUGCCAAGUAUUUUAACAUAACCAAUUAGGAAAGGACGAAAGUAUAUAAUGAUGUGCAAUAGGACCUUCAAAUGUGAGCCUCUUUUGCAAUCUGAUUAUUUAAACUUGGCUGAAAUCAUUUUUUCUUCAAGUGGAUCAAAUGAUUAAAGUUACUUAUUGCCUCGGUUUUAUAAAUAUAUUCUAAAGAGUUGGUAAUUUGAACCUAUGUGAUUUUUAGGAUAAAGGAUAGAUACAAAUUAUUAGCGGUUUUUAAGCCUUGGGAUUAACUCUUUUUGGCAGGAGCAAACAGUUAUGCACCAGUCAAUGUUAAGCCCUAGGGUAGGGGGUCGGGCAUACCCAGGGGGAUUUGACAUUUUGGGCCAUUUUCAUGCCAAAUUCUUUACUCAGGGGGAAAAGACUGAUGUCAAAUAACCCUUCCCUUGGGGUACAUUUUGUUUCAUUUUGGAUGAUAUAUAAUGCGUCCCAGUCUCUCUUUUAAUCGGUUUAGUUAUAUCCCCCACUUUGUACAGAGGCAUUUCUCCCCAAAUCAAGUGCCUUUUAAAGCUGUUUCGUCCAACACGGACAAAUAUUCAACAGUUAACAGGCAAUUGAACACACAUGCUCACAAACCAACUACCUGAAACAGCAAUCCCAAGGAAACUAUUUGGGCAACGUUUUCAAGAUGGCAGGCUGAGACUAGGUUCCAGGCUCUUGUGUCUUGUCAAACUCACUCACCCUCAGGAUCUUGUGUUACAUCAAAUCUUUUAUUCUUCCCCACCCAUGGGAAAGGAAAUGCAGUCAAAUGCCCCGGGGAUGCCCCCCCACCCCUACCCUGGGGCUUAACAUUAACUGGUGCAUUCCAGUUUGACAAAGUUUGCAACGUAGGCUGUAGGUUUAAAUAAGGUGCAACGUUUGCCCCAUUUUCUUAUUUAGUGGGCAAAAAUCAAUGUGAGGAUCUUAAGAGACUUGCUCUUAAUUUGAACUAUUCGAUUUGUAACCUGUUUAUUGACACACUGGUUCAAAAAAUUACACAUGAGCAAAUAAAUAGCCUAAGGUAAUACGUUACAGUUAAUUUGCAGGGGAUCCUUAAUUCAAAGCCAAAUCAGAGAGUAGGACCAGCAGUAAUCUAAGCAAGUUUAAAGAUAGGUUUAAGGUAGUAUGAGAGUUACGACUUACGAGUGCACAUUUUCUUGAAAAUUAUUUCAGCUUUGAGACUGGUCGGAGGAUCUAGGAGCUCAGAAGGAAGAGUCGAAGUGUUUUAUAAUAACCAAUGGGGAACGGUUUGUGAUGAUUACUGGGAUAUAAAUGAUGCACGUGUUGUUUGCCGUCAGCUCGGGUAUCCUGGCGCUAUUAGUGCUCCAGGGUCUGCCCGGUUCGGGGCUGGAAGUGGUCCAAUUUGGCUGGAUGAUGUAAAUUGUCAAGGCAACGAAACUUCAAUUGGCUAUUGUAGGCAUAGAGGAUGGGGCAUCGAGAACUGUGGUCACUAUGAAGAUGCCUCAGUAGUAUGUUAUGGACUAGGAUCUGGAGGU
Porites lobata is the source of this 3491-nucleotide messenger RNA. The record is from the annotation of a GenBank genome assembly. Lineage: Eukaryota; Metazoa; Cnidaria; Anthozoa; Scleractinia; Poritidae.